AUGGCAGCCCGGACCGACCCGUUCCUCACGGAUGUCGAGGUUCCGGAUUACAAGGCCACGGCAUCGCAAGUCGAAGCAGCCCGUCGCGAGCACAUGGUGAGCCAAGAGGUUGCCGUGCUUAUCUUUGUGCCAUGGUCAUGCUAUGUUUUCAUGGUGCUCGCCUUCGCCUUGCCCCCGUCAGGAUUCCUGUGGAGCCUGUUGGCUGGGGUAUCCUGGCUUGCCAGCCUGCUGGUGGCACGCCAAGCCUACGAGAGACAUCUCCGAGGAGCCAGCCCAGUUUACAAGCUGCUGGCCCUGAUGGUGCUGUUGAGCUGCGUGGCAGGGCCACUGGUUGGAGCUCACAUCGAACAGAGGAAGAUGGCCAGCUAUUGGAUGCACAAAACAGGCGCAACUUACCGCGAUGUGGUUCCGACCAAGCCGUCCGAUGCGUACCAGGAUGCAAGCAUUCUGGACUUCUCGGCCAGCGCACGCUUGGACCUUCAGAGAACUCUCGGGAUCCGCUCUCCGGGCUCCGGCAUGACUUAUUGCGUCGCGCCAGUGAUUGAUACCUCAUCAUCAACAAAACAGGUGAACUAUUUCGCAGCCGACGUGAAUUGCUGUGAGCCACGUCGCAGUUUCCUUUGCGGUGAUACCGCGAAGGCGGAUGCCAGGACUGGGGUGGUUCUGCCCGCGAAGUCUUCUCAGCAUGCUGCAGACAGGUGGCAGCACUUCUUCAAGGCCGCUCAGCAGGCUGCGGAGGUCUAUGGCUGGGAUCUGCCUGAUCGACCUAUAUUCGUGCGUUGGUUUGAAGAUGCCGAGGGUGUUCAGUCAGAGCUUCUACACCAGGGUUUGGUGGAGACCUUCGUCCAGUGCUUUGCGGGACUGUGCGCCGCGGUGAUUGUGGCCAUGUGGCUGCACUGGUCCUUGUCCUACUAUGUGCAGGACAAGAGAGCUGAUCGCAGCAAGAUGAAACGUUGA
Messenger RNA from Symbiodinium sp. CCMP2592, 957 nucleotides. The record is from the annotation of a GenBank genome assembly. NCBI's taxonomy places the organism in Eukaryota, Dinophyceae, Suessiales, Symbiodiniaceae.